This is a messenger RNA of Cheilinus undulatus (humphead wrasse), 6889 nucleotides long. RefSeq names its product centrosomal protein 170Ba (gene cep170ba). Lineage: Eukaryota; Metazoa; Chordata; Actinopteri; Labriformes; Labridae. The record is from RefSeq and is a predicted model, not a curated record. Gene Ontology annotation, molecular function: protein binding. Bases 219 to 5093 code for a protein of 1624 amino acids. The transcript has 19 exons.
AGAAGAGGCGUUGGAGGAGAGUUUCAGCCGCUUGUCAUUCCCAGUGGAAGAAGAGGGUGUGGACGACAUUUACCUGUACAGUGUCACCUGGUGCUCUUGUUAUUCAUGUCUGUCGUCGAAUUUCUUCUGCUGUAAGACGUUGAACACUGGCUUCACUGAGGAGCUGGACAGAGCAGGCGAUAAAGGAUGCAAAGAGGAUCCUGACUCGUGACCCCAACAUGAGUGUUACAUCAUGGUUCCUGGUCAGCAGCUCUGGUACACGCCACCGGCUGCCACGGGAGAUGAUCUUUGUUGGCCGGGAAGAUUGCGAGCUAAUGCUGCAGUCUCGUAGUGUGGACAAACAGCAUGCUGUCAUCAACUAUGACACAAACAGAGAUGAACAUAUGGUAAAGGACCUGGGCAGCUUGAAUGGGACAUUUGUGAAUGACCUGAGAAUUCCCGACCAGACCUACAUCACUCUCAAGCUCUCCGAUGUCAUCCGCUUUGGCUAUGAUGCUCAUGUUUACAUCCUGGAGAAAAGUCAGCACAAGGUACCGGAGGAAGCUCUUAAACAUGAGAAGUACACCAGCCAGUUACAGAUUGGUAUUAAAGCCCUGGAGGCCAAGACGAAGGAAAAACAGCAGAGCUCAGAGAAGAGUAAAGGCUCUCUUUCCAACGUAAAACAGGCAGAUAGAGCGGAACGAAAAGCCCAGUCUCUUACAGGUGUCACAGAUUCUCCGAUAUCCAAGCCUUCUCCUCUCUACGGCCAGCCGUCUUGGUGGGGGGAAGAUGAGAACCCAGCCAACAAAGAGCAGAACAGAGGUGGAAAAUUGCCAGAACAAGGAUCUCCAGACCUUGUUAAAGACGUGUCCCGAUAUGAGGUCAACGGCUCUCUGUCCGACAGUCAGGCCAAAUCCAUCUUCUCGUACCGCAGAGAGCCCAGCUACUUUGAGAUCCCAACAAAAGAACUACAGCAGCGGCCUGCCAAGAAACCCGAAACACAUGUUCAUGAGGUUCCCACAAAGGACACUCCAGAUCCCUCUCAGUGUGUCCCCUCAACCCCCACGCCCCCUGUGGUCCAAAGCCACGCCUCUUUCACUAUUGAAUUUGACGAAUGCACACCAGGAAAAAUGAAGAUCAAGGACCAUGUGACCAAGUUUUCUCUACGCCAGCCGCAAAACCUACCAUCCUCAGAGGUCGUCACGACCCCCACUGAGGUGCUGUCAGCAGAAAGUAAAGUUGCUGAUUGGCUGGUUCAGAGUAAUGCCAGCAUGAUGAGGAGGAGGUCACAGGCUGAAGACAUGUACAGCUCAAAUAGCGAGCCAUUACUUCACAGUAACAAGGCCAACCUUCAAGAUGGUGCUCACAGUGAUUCUGGUGAUCCAGCAAUCAAUGGAAAUGAUUUCCUCCAAUCAGAGCUUCAGACUGGGUCCCAUGUAUCUCCGCAACCCCUGAGAGCCUCCCUCCCACAUCACUACAGCACCUCUGAUUCCAAGGAGCACUCAUCCUACUCCCCACCUGAGUUUCAGUCUCUACCCAGUCUUGGCAAGUCAGAGCCUCACCAAGCUUUUGUCAUCGAAUUCUUUGAUGAUAACCAAAGAAAGAAACGCUCCCAGUCCUUCACCAAUAACCCGUCCUCACCUGAGCCCUCAGCUUUAAGGGUCCAGCAGGAGAAGCCAAGGAAGAGUACAAGUCCCACAGGGGAGAGACGGGUGCAAGCUCGUGUCCCCAGCACUCCCCCAACCCAAAGGUACACUGUCCCCCUGAAAGGCCCUGCUCCCACAGGGCCCCAAAGGGCUGGCUCUCUGCGCAGGGAGAAGACAGAGGAUAGGAUCAGCACUGGCUUUACUUCUCGCUCCUCAUCAUCUGUUCCUAUAAGACCCUUCAGCAGUGCAGGCCGGAGAUCUAAGCUCACCCAGGAAUUUAACGCUGAAGUUUUUAAACAGACAAAAUCAUUUGCUACUGCAACAUGGGACAAAAAUACACCUGGUCCUUCUACAGCUGCUAAAAAAGAGACGGCUAAAUCUGAGACCCUUGUACUAUCCCAAUCCAGCCCGCCUAAUAUUUACCAGCCUCAGACUUCCUCUCCAAUCCGCCAGCCUGUUCCCCUUAAGCCUCCUGUGAUGCCCCCUGCACCUCAGAGUUCGGAAGUCAAGAGCCCCCAAUUGAGCCCCAGAAAUGAAGACGAUGACUGUCUGAGUGAUGCAGGAACUUACACCAUCGAAGCAGACGUUCAAGAUAGAGAGACAGAAGAAGCACGGAAAAAGAUCAAUCAGGUAUUUGGUGUUUAUGAGAGCCCAGAGCGAACCAGCCAGAGUGAAGGAGAGACAUCAUCAGCUUUUAGGCCUGUAAUUGCUCAAAGCGGAACGCAACAUAGACAAAAUAGCUGUGGGGAGGUGAGGCGGGCACCAGGGCAGGGACAGAGUCUGGUGAAGGGUCAGCCAGCAGGUGGAGUGUUACCAGGGGCUCCUAAAUGGAUGUCUUGCUGGGCCAGCUUGGCAGACAGCUACACAGACUCCGUCCCUUCGUCUGGCCUCUUUGACAUUCCCCCCCAGAUGGAGCUGUCAGAAGGGGCACGAAAUACCAUAGUCCACAAGGCCACGUUCACCAGACAUCACAGCAGCAGCGCUGACUCUGAAAGAACAAGGCGUAUCCUGCCCAAGGCACCGCAGGGGGAGAAGAGUGACAUGCCAACUCCCAGCAUUCAUGUUCAUUAUGACCCGCAUUCAACAUUUGUUGUUGAAGAGGACAGCAUGGUGUCCCCCAGGUCUCAGGACGAAAUUCACAGAUUAUCAGUGCAGGAUGAUGUCGAACCUGACAGUCUGAGUGAUGCCAGCAGGUCUGAUGAUGGAUCCAUCAUUGAGCAAAGGAGGAGGCCGCUGUCUGACACAGAAAAAAGGAAAACUGUAGACAAACCAAAUCUUGCACCCAAGUCUACGUCCUUUUACAUCGGGUCAGAAGAGGCUGCAUCAAAACCAGAAAAUGGGGGCCUAAAAUCAAACAAUCCAAGGACUGAUAGAAAAACACCCAAAACUUUUUCAACAGCCACAUUGACCAAAUCAAGAAACAUUCAGGACGCUGGAAAAAUCAAACCUUGCAUGUCUGCUCCCGUCUUAGACCAGGAGAGACGGAGCCCAGAGUCUAAAGAGCGCACUGUAUCUCCAUUAAUCAGACAAGAGAGCUUCACCAAGGAGCGGCCAAGCAAUGCCAGGCUUCCCAACAUUUCCAGCCAGCCUGUUCAGAGAGACACAGACCCUGAAUCAUUCCAUGACGUAUGCAAUCAGGACACUCACUCUUUCCUCAAAGAGACAGAGGAUGUUCUAGCUUCUCUAGAGGCUAAACUUCAGUCAGGUCAGUCAGGGAAAACCCCAUCUCCAAUAGCUGACUCUCUCUCUGGUGAGUCUGAUGUAGAUACGUCAAGCACAGUCAGUCAGCAUAGCAAUAAGACGAGGCCAAACACACUGACUAAAUCCUCCAUUAGCGGCUUCCACAGAGAGACAUCCUCAGCCAGUUUAGCAAGUCAAGACUCAAGUCAACAGUCCACGCCGUUAAAUAAGCGUCGCACUCCGGGAUCAGACAGCAACACUAAAACUGAAUCUGUGCAGAGACCACUUGGACUGAGGCGUAGUGUUGGGAAACAUGGCUCCACAGAUCUGAGUGAUGACCCUCCGAGCUUACCUCACUCUGAUCAGGAGUCUUACAACCACCAAACCAGCAAAAAAUACAUAGUUCCACUCCAGAAAGAGGAUGGAAAGACCUCCAGAGUGUCCCAGGCUUUGACUCGUACCAACAGCUUGUCGGCUCCAAGACCCACCAGAGCAUCCAUGCUCCGCCGGGCACGGCUGGGAGAGGCUUCAGACAACGAGGGCACAGAAACAGACAAGCUGUACCAGGAAGCACUCAAUGCCCAGGCUAAACAGCCCCAGGAAACCAAGAAACUCUCUAGGUUAGAUUUACUAGCAAUGCCUCGUAGGCGGACAAGCUCGUUUAAUACACCCAGUGACACCGAAACUUCUUCAAGGACACCCGCUCCGGUACCAAGGCUGGUAGAGAGGCCACAGAAAGCACCACUCAAUAAAACACCAGUCACUCGCGCACGAUCUAGUAGUGCCAAAUAUGCGAGCAGCACAGCAAGUUCCAGGAGACGUCAAAAAGGCUCUGACUAUGCCUCUACCUCAGAUGAAGAGUUUGAUUCGAACCAGAGCACUCCUAAACACAAACGCUCCCAACCCUUCUCAGCUACCAACAGUGCACGUAAUCAGCCUCGACCACGGUCUCAGCCGGUGGUCACCCUGCGCCCUAAAUCCCACGGCAGAGAUUCUGAGGAGGAGCGCCAGGAAGGGGAAACCUACCACAACUGGUCCAAUCACAGCGCUGAGAUUGCACGGCUGAGUCAAGACUUGGCUAAAGACUUGGCCAUUUUGGCUAGAGAGAUCCAUGAUGUGGCAGGUGAUGGCGAUGCACAAAACCCUGGAGUGGAGAACAGUGCACCCAGCUCUAAAGUGACCGCUCAUGAACAGCUGGUUCACCAUAUUCCAGAGGCUGGAUUAAACUACCGCAGAGUCCCACCUGGUUCUACGUCUACAAAGGAGCCCGAUCAGACCUCGAGUGACCGUGAACAAAACUCCAAGGAGCGACCUCGGAGCAGAGAUGAGUUAAUCGUGGAUAAUCUGAUGCUGAAUCCGGUGUCUCAGAUAAUCGUUGCCAUCAGAGAAAACACUGAGCAACUUGCUGACAAAAUAAAGGUACUCUUCCAGGACAGGAUGGAUAUCUGGCAAGACAUUGAGGCAAAGGUCAAUUCUGAUACUGAAGUUCCUGUUGUGAAAACCUCCAACAAGGAAAUCACGUCCAUCUUGAAAGAACUCAGGAGAGUUCAACGGCAGCUUGAGGUCAUAAACACAGUCAUGGAGCCCAGCGAACAGCCAGAGGCAUCCAGUACCUCAUCCUCUGCUGUCUCCUCAUCAUCUGGAGCUCCGCCCUCCAAAGCUCCAUCCUCACGAGACUGGAGAACAGUCCACAAUGCAUCUAAACGUCUCGGCAGCCUGAAGCCCAGCGAGAGUGUGAGGAGAGCAGUUGUGACACCAGACGAUCUCAGACAGGGAUAUCUGGUCUGAAAUGAGACACAAACUCACAGGUUCCUCCUGCCGCUGAACUUCUGCUGUAUAAAAUCACAAACAGGUGUGCACGAUGAAACCAAGAGGAGGGAAGUGAUACACAGAACUGUAGCCUCCUCGACAUCCAAACACACAUAGACUUCUGCACUGUAAGCACUUCACACCUACAAAGUGGUGUAAGUCACAUUGACACCUGCACUAAACACCCAUGAAGUGAGCUCAGUGGGAGGCCUGCAUGAGGUGACGAUUUAAGGAAGUACCAGAAUAAUCCUCACACACAUCUCUGAAAGGCCUCCAAACUUUAUUUGAUACUCUUUGAUACAAGUCAAAACUCUAUUUUCCAAUCUUUAUGACCUAAAUAAAACUGAUCCUUUUUAAUUUCAUGGGUGAUUUGUAACCAGCCUGGGCUUAAAAUCUCAGGGAAAUAUACUUAUUACUAAGAUUUCUGUGUCUAGUGACAAAUCAAAUCAGUCCUCUGAUGUGUGUUUUUGGUCAAAACUGCAGGCCUAAGUGCACUGUAUACUUGUGUCCUCAGCUGACCCGUUGCAUUUCCUCCGUGUUUUUAUGUUUGUAUUUGUUUGCCACUUUUCUCUUUGUGGACCAGAUUUAUCGAAGAAUGUAAAAAGUAUUUAUUAGGGAUUUUUGUGAGACACUGUAACCACAACAACCAAAUUUGAGUGGGUAUAAAGACUUUAGUGCCAGACCAUUUAAUGAUUCAAAACAGGCAAUUUUGUUUAGUAUUUAUUCUGAAAAAAAUCCUAGUGUAGCAGCUAUCCAGGCUCUCCUCCUGUAGAUGGAUGUUACACUUUGUCCAAGUGGAAAUAAAAGAAAAAUCCCCAGGAAUGUGUGGCCUGAAUGGUCAGAGGGGCUCAUUCUCUAGAUUAGUCACUUGGCAACAACAAACCUAAGUGGCUAUAAAACAGGACUAGCUAAGCAUUCCUCUUGUCCUGCUAAAAAGAGUGAUUUUAUUUGUGUCAAACAUUUUUAGGGGUUCAAGCUGUUUUGUAUUGUGUUGUUUUCAUGACCGAAGGGCUCAGUUAGCUCUGAAGUUUGGCCAAAGACAGAACAGCUGACAUUCAUUCGUGUUACGACUGAGCUCAUCACUCUGUACCUCCCUUUUGGUUAGCCGAUAAGUGGUAAGGUUUAUAUCCUCAAAUCUGCGGUCCUCACAUAACAGAAGUAGUGUUCUCAAAUUAUAGAAUUGUUGGUAUAGAUGUGUAAAUCUGAUUUGUGACUUUCUGUUCUUCAGUAUGUAAAUAUGGAAAGAUGUCUGUUCCCUAAAAAUUACCUCUCAAUCUUGUCUUUUGCACUAAUGUAGUCGAACAUUUUUCCCCUCAACCUGAAAUGCUGCAGACUGAAGCCUUUACUCUCCUGUAGAUUGUAAACAUUUGCUGCUAUUUAAGCACAAAAAAGGCAACCCAGUUCAUCAGCAGGUUUCCCUUUCCCUCUCCCCAGUCUUGACUGGACACGUGUGAGUUCAAGUGGAAAGUACCUACAAGUGCCACAGAGCUGUGUGGGAUGAUGUGGUUGUUUACAAACAUAUGCAAAAAUUGAAUGUUUUUCCUUUUGCUGCUACUCUUCUAUGGGAUAGUGUUUCCCUGUUUCUUUAGUCCAGCUAAGUCAAAGCUACAGCAGGUUUGAGAGCUGAAAUGUAAGUCUUGUAUGUCAAAUCUGCCCUCCUCCUUUUUGAUAUUCAGUUUCCUUUCCUCUCACCCAGAAUGAUUUGGAUGUAAUAUUGGUAGCUGGUGUUUAUGUUUUUUGUUAGCUGAUGAUUUCAACUUUUUUCAAUAAAUAUA